This is a messenger RNA of Rotaria sp. Silwood1, 486 nucleotides long. NCBI's taxonomy places the organism in Eukaryota, Metazoa, Rotifera, Eurotatoria, Philodinida, Philodinidae. The record is from the annotation of a GenBank genome assembly.
AUGCAGUAUAGUUGUGAUCAAUAUUUUUCAUUGAAUCGUCUCGACUCACUCGUUUAUUUGGAUUGCUUUAUCAAUGAAGUACUUCGUUAUUCUCCAACGAUUGAAGCAACAAGUCGUACAGUGAUCAUGGACGAUUAUCUACCAAAAAGUGGUACUCGACUCUACAAAGGUAAUCAAGUGCUUAUUCCGACAACUGCUCUUGCUCGAGAUGCUCAUCAUUGGAAAAUUGAUCCUGAGUUGUUCUAUCCAGAGAGAUUUCUUAAUGAAGAUAAAAAUUAUCAUCCAUAUGCAUUUCUACCAUUCGGAAGUGGUCAUCGUCAAUGUCUUGGACAAGAUUUAGCUCGAUUUGAACUCAAAAUAAUUCUAGCUCGUAUGUUGCAACAAGUAACAUUCGGUGAUGGUGGUCCUGAAGUCAAUUCAGGUGGAUAUAUUCAAAAAUUGACUACCAUGCCUAAACAUAUGGGAGUCAUCAUUGAAUUCCACUGA